Prunus dulcis (almond) is the source of this 5897-nucleotide messenger RNA. RefSeq lists its product as uncharacterized. Lineage: Eukaryota; Viridiplantae; Streptophyta; Magnoliopsida; Rosales; Rosaceae. The transcript has 5 exons. The record is from RefSeq and is a predicted model, not a curated record. Bases 1 to 975 code for a protein of 324 amino acids.
AUGGACCUUCUUCCUGACUGCUUUGAAGCUGAAGAGAGAUCUAUGUAUGAAACUCCAGAGGUGCUGCAUUUGGUUUCAGGCCGUGAUCUUUUUGGGAUGGUCUGCCUGGUCAAUAUAGUUCCAGAGUUAUCAUCUUACAGCAAUAAGAAAUUAAGUUAUACCACAUCUGCGGGUUUGGGGAUUUGUCAACCUGUUCAGGACUUGAGCAUCUGCAUGAAUUCUGGUGGUGUUGAUGAUGCUGGAAAUGCUCAUGUGCGAACCUGGGAUGUUACAGAUGAAACAUCAGAUGCAUAUAAAGAUUUAGAAUUGCAUAUAUCUGGGAGGGUGGUUGCUACGGCCACCAGAGCCCCUCCAAAAAGCUACUCUGAUGGGAUGCAGAAUGAAGAGUCUGAUCACAUUCGUGUAUUUCUGAGCUCUAAUGAAAAUCCUGUCCAUACCAGCGAAGGGUUUACUGAAGAUUCUUUUUCAGGUGCUGCCGUUGGAUCAAGAAUUCUAUUGGGAACUAUAACCGGAUUAGGGACUAGCUCAGAAGAAGGGUCUUGCCUUGUCUACAAUAGCAGUGGUACCAAAACCCAUGUGAUUAUGAAGCAUAGAACAUUGCUGGUGAAACACAUGUUUUGGUAUGAAUUGGGAGAAAAGGUUUCUGUUUGUGAGUGUAGAUGCAGUAGAGCCCGGUUACCACCAAGCAAAUUUUGGCUGUUUGAGCCUCGCUGUGGCAUGCAUGAUAUAGGUGGUUGGUAUAUUGAAACAUUUGGCAGAGAUAAGAAAGGCCGGAUGUUGCCAUCACAACGGUAUUGGGAUGGCUUUGAUGCGGGCAAACAAUUUGAACAGAGACUCCAUCCUGCAAUGUAUCUUCUUGCUCUUGCAUAUAGAACUUUGGAUCUUGAAGAUGCAAAAAGAAGGAAAAGUGUAUUCAGGGAUGUUGUUGACAAACGGAUUUUUAAAUUUCUCAAUUGGUGCAAAAGACUUGUUUAGGACGUACACUAGUUGGGGAACUACACGCCAUGGGUUCUACAGCUCUCUUGCAUGGUAAAUGCCUCUUUUCUGAGAUCCAAGGAUUCAUCGUUGAUUUUGCUUGCUCUAAUCAGUGUGUCAGAUUGCUUACACAUCUGCAAUUAGUGCAAAAGCAAUGGUCCUGUAUCCUGUUAUUAGUUUUCACCAUGAUGAUAGCAUACAGUCGAAGGUCAAUUGUCUAGCCUUUGCGGAACUUUUUUGGGAGAGAUAUCAUUUGGGGCUCUCAUACACUAUAAUUUGGUGUAGCAAUUAGCAUUCAUGAUCACAAAUGGCUCUUGGCAUCUUUUUGAAGUACGGCUAUUUAGACUUUAGAGCUUGCAAUCGGUGCUACAAACUUGUUUGUAAGGGAUAUUGCUUGUGGCUUCACACUAAUUUGGCUGAGCUAUGUGCCGUGGUAGAAUGCUUGAUUUCUGACUUCAGAGGCUCUGUUGUUGAUUUCAUGCAAACCCCACUAAUCAAGGUUGUUUGGAUACCAAGUAUGGCUGGCAGUGAUUGGUGUUGAAGAAGAUGACCUUUCAUCCUGCUAUCAAGACUUGUAAAGAUUAUCAUUUGGAUAUUUAGGACUGUCUAGUUGUUCCUGCAGCUGUUGUCCGGAAGCUGUUCUCAGGAGUUUCUGUUUAGGCAUGGAGAGUGUGCAUUAUCUCAACUUCAUCAGUCUUGAGAUUGAAGACUUAUAUCUUCUUUUUCAGGAAGUUCAUUUGGCUAAAAGUGUUGAGGUGGUAGUAGAUAAUGCGGAAGCGAAUCAAUGGUAUUUUGAUGUGUCUCACGUAGCUAUGAUAUAUAUGUAUAUUCCUGGUUUUUAAUUUUACAUGGUUCCACAUGUUUAUCAUAUAUAGUUACUAUCUUCUUUGAAAAGUUGGUAAUUUUUCCUCUUCCAUUAAUUGCAUAAUGUACAGCAAAGUAGUAAAUCAGACAUGAUAUGCUCAAUUUUUGACACAUCACCUUAUAUAUGCGUGUGGGUUCUACAUCACUUCAUUCUUUCAUGCUUUUAUCUCGGAUUUUCUAAUAAUUUGUUCUCCUAAUACAAUGAGAUAGAACCUUACAUUUUUGCCGUUUAAGUGUACAAAUUACAGAGCAUAGUUGUAGAGAAAAUUCUAUUUGUCAAAUGCUUUUACAGAAUUUGUUUUAUAAAAUUAGGUGGUGACUAAGAUGGCAUGCCACCAUAUCACACUACCCCCUCCCUCCCCCCAUGUAUUUGCCAGUGCUAGUGGAUUUUCCUUAAUGGAUAUUGCAUUGCCUUGCCGGCCACUACUUUAGUUUGUAAAACAAUUUUGUAUAUUAUGAUAUGAAGAAUUAUUCUUUUCCUUUGUCUUUUGCCCAUCACUUAAGUAGAUCCUCCCAUUUGCAGUACUGCCCACCAGCUAAUGCACGAUAAAACCUAUCUCUGCAGUAGACUGGUCUUCCAUCAGCAGCCUCAGCAGCGGCUGCUGCUAGAUCAUCAUCAGACCUCACGUCCGUAGGCAAUUUUAGCAACUCCUCUUUUCUGCAAGAUUAAGUAACAUUGGAGAACAAAGUAGAAAAAAACUUAUAUGUAAAUAAUUGAUCAGAGGGUUGCAAUCUCUAUUUAUCUAUAAAACCUUAUGUUGAACUUUGUGCUGAUCUUUGAGGCGGAAACAUUUGAUGAGUUAUCUUUUAUGCCAAAUGUGGUGUGAAUGAAAUCCUCCACCGGUGUAGCAAAGAUAAACAGCAACACUCCUGUGACAAGUAAUGCCCCUGUUCCAACUAGAGUCUGUUUCAGCAAUUUGAUGACGGGUUUAACCUGCUUGCAUAAAUUUUCAAUUUUUCAUAUGAAUCUCAUAAUUCUAAGGAUGAAGUUUAUACAUGGCAGCUCACAUCUUUUGUAGUGCCUUGAAAACUAAGGUGUGUGCAUCUGUGCAUUUUGUUUUUCUUCCACCUCAAAAUAACUUUGUUUAGCAUGCACGCAUCCUUCUCUGGGAUGUAUAUUGAUAGUUGGCAUGCAUUUCAAGUUCCAGUUGCUAGUACCUUGUAAGAGCCCAAUAGUCUAUCACGAGCCAAGACCUACAGGAAAAAUUUUAGGUGUCAGUUUUCAGUGGUGAAACCUUACGCAUAGAUGAUUCCUGCAUUAAUCUGUAUGGGUAAUAGAGGGAAGACGAAGGUUGAUCUCAUGCCCUCCUUCUGUACCAUAUUCAUUCUGACUGUUCACUCAUCCGGACAACUCCAAAAAUAAGCUGAUCUUGAUUUAUGCAUGGUAGCAAAACUCUUAACUAUGGGAAACUCCUAUUUGUUUUUUCUGAGUCUCAAAUUAUGAUCAGAUUCACUUCGGUAUGCUGCUAUCAUUUAUUCAGUGGUUGGCCACAAGAUAAAAUGGUCUGCCAUAGCAAUGGGAUAACAAGAAUUGUGACAAGACAGGUAUUGUGGAAAUACUUAUUUUAGUAUAAGUACUCUCUUUUACUUGACGUUUAUUUCUCUUAGUAAUCAAAUGAUGAAAUUCAUUAGGAUCAUCAUGCUUUGUCGAUAUCUGCCUAAAUUAUGGGUUGCCACAGGCCUAGAUGGUUUUACAUGUUUCUUUCUUUCUGUUCAAAUUGGAUGUGUUUUUACCUUCAUGGAUUCUUCUCUUUUCAUUCUCAUUAUGUAGGACACGGACCCUGAUUUUUUUAUUUGUUUAAAUUUCUGAGUGUACCAGUUUUAGAUACAUUCAGAUUUUCACCUUCUCUGAUAACCAUACUUGGUUAAUAUCUCAUAGAUUAUUCUCCAUGACAUGCAUUUGCACAUAUACACCACACACAUAAACACCGUCGACUAUCAGAAACCUUGUUUCAGUAUUAAGCUCUAAUGAUAUGCCACAAAUUCGUGUCCACAGCGUAAUCAUAAUUUCGAGGUUUUGAUGUAGAGAGGCAAUAUAUGCAUAAACAUCAAGCCUCAUGUGAUUAGUUAAUUCUUUUGAAUGAAUUUUAUCAUUUACUGAUUAUUCUACUUAGCCUGUUUCAGUUGAAUACUUGAAUAAGAUGUGAUUGAACUUGGAAGGCUAACUUGUCCAAGACGAUUUCAUCCUUGUUUCUUAUUAACUGAGAAAGGAUGAGGUUAAGGGUGCUAACCUCAGGUGGCUUUACCCACAUUUGUCCAUCAUACCAGCCACUCUCUUCGUAAGGUAUGACUGCUGAUAGUAGUCGAUCACCAACAUAACUCCAUCCCUGCAAUAGGAAUAAUAAUAUGGUUUACUUUCGUUAAAAAUUCUACAUCAAGCGGUGUAUCAAACAAAUAUCAUGCAUGAAAAUUGCUUUGAAGUCCCCAUUGCUAUUAUUUUUGGGAGUGCCGUGCAUUUGUUUCAUGGAAUCCUUACAUACUGGGGAACCUGUACAUUAAACAAGUAUGUUCUCUUGUAUUUGGGGACUGGAAACAAAUAAUAUAUAUUGUGACCAGUAGAAUUUAGUCCAUGGUUGUCAGUAUCAUAACAGACCAUGCAGUGGUUUUCUCAUAUAAUAUUGAAGUUUUGGCUAUGAGCUUUUGCUACUGCUCAAUGUCAAACUUCCACACAUGCACUCCAGUAGUGAUUAUAAGAUGAAGUAAGCUGAAAAUAGUACCAGAUAAAUUCUUAAGACGAUCAACGAUACAACAAAAAGAGUUCCAGUUCCAGCAGCUAGCGCAAAUUUUAGAGGAUCCUGCAAGGUUGGAACAACUGGAGUAAAGACAAAUGAAAUACCUCUUGCUGGUGCUGAUAUAUGCUUCUUGUUUAACUUUUUUAGUAAUAUGCCAGCGGAUCUGUGUGUGAUUUUGCUGACCGUUUGAGUAUAGUCUUAGACAUUUGGAAGCACGAGAUACAUUUUCUCUUCUAGUUUCUGAAAGAUAUGUUGGUCCCGAGACAUUAAUUAUUAUUAUUAUUUUCCGUACGCUACAACUCUAUAUAAAGUAUCUGGCCAUAUCCACAUAUUUUUUAUUUUGACUUUAAAACAUUCAAUAUCUUACCCUUGAUGGAUUAAAGCUUGCAGCUGCAAUAGGCACUCCUAGAGUUGUGAAAGUAACCAACCACAAACCUCCAAGACGAAGGAGGAAAGGCCCAGGUCCCAGUUCACCCCACGAGUAUAAAACUCCGUCCUUCAGAGAUGAGUACUCAUUCACCUAUUAUGAAACCAAAUAACUGUUUCUUCAAGAGGGGUAGUGAUUAUUACCAACUGGACCUAGCUAAAGACAACGGAUCCUGCUGAAUUCUCAUUCAAUGGAUAAGUUCAUCUAAUUUAUGUCGACCAUUGAAGAAAUGGGAUUGCUGCGGAAGGUACACAGAGAAAGUGAAAACAUACCGGCCUUUGUUCAUAAGGAACCUCGAUUUCUGACCCAGGAUCCCAACUCUGGCCACGGAAACCGCUUGUUUCCCCGCCUGCCUCGUCUUUCAAGGCUUUGACAGAAACCCCCUUGGGUAGCCUUCGAGCACUGCGGUAUUGGAUCAGCCAUGGCCUGGAGCUGCUACCAACCUUCACUAACUUGACCUGUGGAGGACUGUAAAGCGGAGAGCAAUAUACAUCUGCCCGGAGCAUCUAUUUCCCCAAGUUGAACUGAACCAAGCGCAGUUUAGGUGUACUCUGAAUUUCUCUGUUCAACUGGCUUGAAGUUGGGGAAAGAGAUGAGUGAGGUUUCAGCUCUUUAGUUAAAAGACAUGGCUGUGUUUUUUAAAGGACCAUGCAAAAUACGUGGAGGAAAACAACUGAUCAGAAUUAUUUUUGUAAUUUACUUGCAAGGAAAGGGUUUGUUUGGAGGGUGACCCAAGCCAGGUGGACAAAAUGUGUGAUAAUUAAGGACUUGUAUUUCAUGGGUGGGACCACUCAAUUGAACAUGUGUGCAAGCCUCUCCUUUGUGUGUGUACUUUUGGACCGUCUAUUAUGUAGGCUUGUAAUUUAGAUUAUCCAAAUGCCAGGGCCUUUGGAGAUUUA